Molecule: messenger RNA, 846 nt
Organism: Clonostachys rhizophaga
Lineage: Eukaryota; Fungi; Ascomycota; Sordariomycetes; Hypocreales; Bionectriaceae
Source: the annotation of a GenBank genome assembly
AUGGCCCAACCUAAAACACACAUUGUCCAUGGCAGCAGCCCAAUCCCACCUACCACUGAGUGGGUGCCCUUUGAAUGGGAAGAGCCAAAAAUCGGCAAGCAGGUGUUUGGCGAGGUGACCGUCGCCCGCAAGUUCGGAACAAGUGGGAGCCUCACCGCCGGUUUCUGGAGGACUUCUGCCUCGGCUCCCGGGGCCAACGCGGAUGGCUCCUCCAAGCUCAUAUACUCCGCGCCCCUCGGUGACGAGACUGCUUGUGUCAUUGACGGCAGCGCGACGCUCACCGUUGUCUCGACCGGCAAGAAGUACACUGUCGGCCCUGGCACAAUCAUCAGCUCGCCCAAGAACUUGGAGGUUCUCUGGGAGAUCGAUGCCCCCUUCUUCAAGAAAUGGUGGUGUAUCUGGAACGGGACCGAUAAUACUUCCAAUCCCCCGACUGACCUCGGCAUCAACAAUGUCAGCGACAGCCCGGCCGACUGGGCCGACUACCACUUCACAGAGCCCAAGGAGGGCGACUUGGUGGCCGGAGAGCUCUACUUUAUUCGAAAUAGCGGGACGACAGGCACAAUGCUGAGCGGGGUUUGGCGCUCCGGCAAAGGCAUCGCAGCGACGCAUCUCGACGAGAAGGGUUCCAUGACUACGCCCUACACCGGGGUACUUGGUGAUGAGACCAUCUUCCUUCUGGAGGGAGAAGUGGAGGUUACGGAGACAGAGAGUGGCAAGAAACACAACUUCAAGGCUGGUGACCUCAUUGGCUUGACUUCUGGAAUGCAUGUGACGUGGGUUUCCAAGGGGCCGUUCUCAAAGAAGCUUUGGGUUAUUACCCGUGACGAGCUUCCAGCACAGUAG